Colletotrichum destructivum is the source of this 3170-nucleotide messenger RNA. RefSeq names its product Putative ATPase, AFG1, P-loop containing nucleoside triphosphate hydrolase. The coding region runs from base 166 to 1812 and encodes 548 amino acids. Gene Ontology annotation, biological process: protein quality control for misfolded or incompletely synthesized proteins. Gene Ontology annotation, molecular function: ATP hydrolysis activity; ATP binding. Lineage: Eukaryota; Fungi; Ascomycota; Sordariomycetes; Glomerellales; Glomerellaceae. The record is from RefSeq and is a predicted model, not a curated record. Gene Ontology annotation, cellular component: cytoplasm; mitochondrion. The transcript has 4 exons.
AACAGGGCUAUUUUUGUUACUUUUGCACACCACAUGCAACACCAAGUGCAAUUCUGUUGUCCUAACGCUGCACUUUAUCGCACUGCGCGCAUACUUGCGUACUAUGCAUCCUUGCUUGUUGAUACCCUUAGACUUUGAUUUUUGUUAACUUCCCCUCCAGCUACAAUGCGCAGUGCUGGUCCGUCACUUCCUCUUCGCCGACUUAGGGCAUUACCAGCCGCUGCUGCCACCCCCCGAAGCCUCCCAAGGCCAAACAUCCUCCGCCACUCUCUUUGCACAUCUUGCCAAACAACCCAAGUAAACAACGCCAGAGCCGGCCGUUUUGCCAGUAUUCCCAAGGAGUACUCUAAAAAUGGAGUGCAGAGAAGGGCUGCGUCAACUGUAGCAGACGCAACCGAAGGAAACACCACUUCAAAGGACCAUCAUGGCCCGAUCCAAGAAUAUGACCGCCGGGUCGACACAGGUAUCCUGCGCAACGACGAACACCAAAGAGGCAUUAUCCAGAGCCUCCAACACCUCCACGAUGAGCUGGUUAAAUACCAUGCGCCCGAAGUCGUCCACCCGACUCUCGAAUCCUUGAAGCCCGCGAAGUCGAUGUUUGGAUCUUGGUUCGGUGGAGGCAAGGCGGCCCAAGCCACAAUAGGAGCGAUCCCGAGCAACCUGCCCCGCGGCCUAUAUCUUUAUGGCGACGUUGGCAGCGGCAAGACGAUGCUUAUGGACUUGUUUUACGACACACUGCCGAGCUCCGUCAAGACAAAGACGAGAAUCCAUUUCCACAAUUUCAUGCAGGAUGUUCACAAGCGGCUACACAAGAUGAAGAUGCAGCAUGGCAACGAUGUCGAUGCUGUGCCGUUCGUCGCGGCCGACAUUGCGGCCAAGGGCAACGUCCUGUGUUUCGACGAGUUUCAGUGUACGGAUGUGGCCGACGCUAUGAUUCUGAGAAGAUUACUUGAAUCGCUCAUGUCGCAUGGCGUCGUACUGGUCACAACCUCGAACCGACACCCCGACGAACUUUACAAAAAUGGAAUCCAGCGGGAGUCCUUCGUUCCGGCGAUCAAGCUGCUCAAAGGCAGGCUCCAUGUGAUCAACCUGGACUCUCCGACAGACUACCGCAAGAUCCCGAGACCUCCCUCCGGCGUGUACCACACCCCGCUGGAUGCGCACGCCAACUCCCACGCUGAGAAGUGGUUUCGCUUCCUAGGCGACCCAGAGAACCCGGAGCCGCACUCGGAGGUGCAGAACGUCUGGGGUCGUGAAAUCCACGUCCCGCGCGUCAGCGGCCGCUGUGCUUGGUUCACGUUCGAUGAACUUAUUGGCAAGGCCACGUCGGCAGCGGACUACCUCGAGCUGGUGCGAAACUACGACGCCUUCGUCAUCACCGACGUGCCUGGUAUGACGUACCGCCAGCGCGACUUGGCGCGUCGCUUCAUUACUUUCAUCGACGCCGUGUACGAAUCGCACGCGAAGCUAGUCCUGACGACGGAGAAGCCCCUGACGGAACUAUUCGUCUCGCGCGCCGAGCUGGAGGAAUCGUUGGAGAAGCAGGAGAAGAAGGACUUUGGUCAGAGCGACAACGCUGCGACGCACCUCUUGGAGGACCUGGACCAUAACAUCGAUUCGAUCAAGGGCCUCCAGGGCCUGUUCUCGGGCGACGAGGAGGCCUUCGCAUUUGCACGUGCGCUUUCGCGUCUGAGCCAUAUGGGUAGCAAAGAGUGGGUUGAGCGCGGCAUGGGCCUGGAGCAGCAAGGCGGCAAGAAGGAGCGCGACGACUGGGCCAAGGUUCGGAGUCGACAGAUGGAGGACAGCAUGUGAGCAAAUAUUGUUGAUGGUAAGAGGAGAGCAUUCACCCGCCGGGUUGCGGGCCGAGCAUUGGCAUGCAUCUCAGGACACAAUGGGUUGAUGCUUUGUAUAACAGUGUGUGUCCGCAUUUGCAGUUUACUCACAUACCCCCGCCGAGACAAUUUUGGCACAGAAGUUAUUACAUCGCUUUUGCAGCAUGGACCAAAGGCCCGUGCAACGGUUUUGUAACAUGGUUUUCAGAUUAUAAGGGUUGGCACUGGCGACCAAAUCGCGAUGGCAUUGUUUUAGCGCCUUAACAGAACAAUGCAUCAACUUCAACUCAACUCGACUAAUAGAUACCCGGGAUCAAAACCCAGGGCACCUCCUUCUUGAACUGGGUCCACUGCUCACCAUACCGCUUCGAGCAGUACUCGUUCAACGCCGGCACACCGCGCGCGAGGAAAUCAACUGCUUGCCACACGCCCAUGAUGGUGCCGCCAAUGAAGCCCGAAGCAGCCAUGCAGUAACCGGCCCUCCACAUGGCGUAGCCGCCGUAGUUGAUGUGGCGCGCCCAGCUCCAAAGCCCAGUCUUGAUGACUUUGCCCUGGUUUUCGGGGCGGUCCUUGAACUGCUUGCGCUGCCACUCGGAGGCGGUUUCGAGAAACAUGCCGACGGCGUAGAGGAUGCUUCCGAGGACGACCUGGUAGGGCAGGGCGGUGCCGGGGAAGUCGCGGGGCGAUGUGAGAACGGAGGUGGAGGCGGCGAGGAGGAGAAGCGAGUUCGCGCUGUUGACAAGGUUGUUGUAGAAGCUCACGCUGACGGCGCUGGAGACGGGGAACUCCUCAGCUGAGAGCGCGACGAGCCAGUAAGCCUGCUUAACGAAGGAUCCGACGGACAUGCCCAGGAGUAUCAGGUGCGGCAGCGGGAGGUGAAGAUUGUCGAGGAGGGAGAUGCUCGUCGUGGAGAGCGUGGCGAUGUUGAGGGGGAUGGAGCUCACGCCGACUUUGCCGAGGAUGGAGGCGCCCAGGCCGCCGGCGACGAGCUGGUACUGGAGAAACGGGUCGAGGCCACGAAGGCCGAUGAAAGUGAGGGUACCCGGGACAUUGGGCUUCUUGACGCCGCGCUUGAUGAGGUCGAAGUGCCUUCUCUCGGGCUUAGAGUCGGCCAUUUUGUUAUAUUGAGAAGCACUCACUCGAGCGCAAUACCGGCUCAAUUAUUGUUUGUGGUAGGGUGCUUCUUUUCUGCCGGAGCAACGUCUGAGAGGACCAGCGAAGGAGAUUGUGAGAAGCAAAGUAAGACACGGGAGGUCAGCUUAUAUCUACAUGCAGGAUACCAUAUACAUGAGCGGGGAUGCGCUUGGGGAACAUGCGGCGUCGCUGGGUGAUAUCAUU